UCUGAUAAACUCGUCGCGAGAGCUAGCUGUGGUUAUGGCGUCGCUGAGGCCAUCAUCACCCCAUGAACCCCUCCUCCUCCUUGGGCACCAAUCCUCCAUUCUUCUUGGCCACAGGCCAGGUCUGCUGUUCCUGCCAACACGAACGCGACGGGCCGUUCUUGCUGCCCGUAGCAGCAGCAGCAGCGUUAGGAGAGGGGAGAAGCCGGUGGAGGACAGGAUCAGGGAGCAGCUCCUGAACGCCGGGCCGCCGCCGCCGCCGUCGUCGUACGACACGGCGUGGGUCGCCAUGGUGCCGGCGCCGGGGUCCCCUCAGGCGUCGCGCUUCCCGCAGUGCGUGGACUGGAUCCUGCGGAACCAGCGCGGCGACGGCUCGUGGGGGCCGGCGCCGGGCAGCGGCGACCCGUGGUCGCUACUCGUCAAGGACGCGCUCUCGUCGACGAUGGCGUGCGUCCUCGCGCUCCGGACGUGGGGCGUCGGCGACGAGCACGUCGGCAAAGGGCUCCGCUUCAUCGGGCACAACGCGUCCUUCGUGACGGACGACAGAAGCGACACUCCGGCAGGGUUCAACGUCAUCUUCCCCGGCAUGCUCGCGCACGGCAUCGGCAUGGGGCUGGAGAUCCCACUGGCCCCUGCCGACGUCGACGCCAUCCUCCGGCUGCGUGACACGGAGCUGAAAAGCAUGGGUUCUUCUGGAAGUAGAGCUUUCAUGGCCUACGUAGCAGAAGGCUUGGGGAACCUGCUAGACUGGGACCAGGCGAUGGAGUACCAGAGGAAGAACGGAUCGUUGUUCAACUCACCGGCAACAACGGCCGCAGCUGCGAUCCACAACUACAACGGGAGAGCACUCGACUACCUGGAUUCCCUCAUCAGCAGGUUCGGCAGCUCAGUGCCGACUGUGUAUCCGCGGAACGCGUACUCCCGGCUUCGCAUGGUGGACACGUUGGAAAAGAUGGGGAUCUCUCUGGGAUUUUCCGGUGAAAUAGACAGCAUACUUGACACGAUAUACAGCUCCUGGCUGGCCAAGGAUGAGGAGAUAACGCAGGACAUGGCGACGUGCGCAAUGGCGUUCCGCCUCCUGCGUUUGCACGGAUACGAUGUUGCGUCUGAUGGGUUGGCCCAAUUCAGCGAAGAAUCCAGCUUCUACGAUUCCGUCCAAGGGUAUCUAAAUGAUAGUGAAGCAUUACAAGAACUGUACAAAGCAUCACAUGUUCAGAUCUUUGAGGAGGAGCCGGUCCUGGAAAGCAUUGGCUCUUGGUCAGCUAAACUUCUGAAGGAACAGCUGUGUUCCAACAAGAUAUCGAGAUCUGUAGACCCCGGAGAGGUGGAACAUGUGCUCAAAUUUCCCUCCUACGGCACCGUAGACCGACUGGAGCACAGGAGGAACAUUGAACAGUCUAAGAUAGGGGGCUUCCAGAUGCUAAAAUCAGCAUACCGCGCUUGUCAGAUAGACGAAGGAAUGGUCGCGCUGGCAGCUGAUGGGUUCCAUUCCUGUCAGGCUUUGUACCAACAAGAGCUUCAGAGCCUCAAUAGCUGGGUGAAAGUGAUGAGACUGGACGAGCUGGAGUUUGCAAGACUGAUGCCGCUGGUCUGCCUGUUGCCACCUGCUUCCACCAUGUUCCCCUCUGAGCUAUCCGAGGCUCGCCUUGCCUAUGCCAUGGAACUCAUCCUGGUGACCAUAGUCGAUGACCUGUUCGACGUCGGGGGAUCAAAGGAAGAGAUGGAGAACCUCGUCACGCUCAUCGAAAAGUGGGACGCGCACGAAGAAGUUGACUUCUGCUCCGAGACCGUGGAGAUUGUUUUCCGCGCCGUCUACCACACCAGCAACCUGCUCGGAGCUAAGGCCGCGGCAGUGCAGAACCGCAGCGUCAUCCACCACAUUGCCGAGCUCUGGGCAGACCUGGCGAGAGCCAUGAUGGCCGAGGCGGAGUGGACGCUGAGAGGGCACGUGCCAUCUUUGGAGGAGUACAUGGCGGUCACGGUGCCGUCGUUCGGGCUGGGCCCGAUCGCCCUCACGUCGCUCUACCUCAUCGGGCCGGAGCUCACCGAGGAGAUGGUCCGGAGCCGGGAGUACGGCGAGAUGUUGCGGCGCGUCGCCACCUGCGCCCGCCUCCUGAACGACCUCCGGACGUACGAGCGGGAGGAGGAGCAAGGGAAGGCGACCAGCGUCCUGCUGCGGGCUCGUCGCCACGGCGGCUCCGUCGAGGCGGCCAGGGCGGAGGUGAGGAGCGCCGUCGCGGCGUCCAGGAGCGAGCUGAUGAGGCUGGUGGUCAGGGACAGCGGCGCUGUGCCGCGGGCGGUGCGGCAGGAGUUCUGGAACAUUUGCAAGGUCGCCCACCUGAUGUACAGGGAGGAGGACGGCUUUGCGUCGACCAGGGAGACGAUGCGCGCGGCCAACGCGGUGGUGCACGAGCCGCUGGCCUGGCGGCUGGGAGGGAAGAUCGAAUCCCCGGCGGAAAGCGUUAACCUCUCGUAGUCCUAGGUCAAGCGUGUUUGUUGGGGAU
Messenger RNA from Panicum hallii, 2501 nucleotides. Its product is annotated as ent-kaur-16-ene synthase, chloroplastic-like. Bases 35 to 2473 code for a protein of 812 amino acids. The record is from RefSeq and is a predicted model, not a curated record. Gene Ontology annotation, molecular function: magnesium ion binding; terpene synthase activity. Lineage: Eukaryota; Viridiplantae; Streptophyta; Magnoliopsida; Poales; Poaceae. Gene Ontology annotation, biological process: diterpenoid biosynthetic process. The transcript is spliced from 11 exons.